AAACCUAGAACUAAAGACCUCUUCUGGAUUUUGCCUCGACAUCAGCUUCAUUGCUGGGGAAGCUACUGACUUCGUCCUGUCUUCGUCCUGGGAAUUCCGGACACGUAGGAUUAUGUUGGCACGCAAUCAUAUGGUCUGAAGCCUUGGGACGACUCUUCGUCUCCCCUUCAAGCGCCUACAAGCAAUCGUCCAUGAGAACUGAACCAUGCUGAAGAACCCCUCGUAGGGGGUACCACUGGAUCGUAGAUGUGCGAGUGUAAUAUGCACCCCACCGACACCCGUUGCGCGCGUCCAAAUUUUCUGCUUUCGAGGCGCUACGAGGAUUGGUCCAUCUGAAGGAGUAACGAUAAAUGUUUGAGAAAGUGAGAAGAUUUGCUAGUCGGAUGUAGAGUACCAGUGGACUGCGAAGAAAAGCCUUUCGAAAACGAAGAAUCGAGCUCGGAGUCCGAAUUCAAAAUGCCGCCUCGCUCCAUGUCGCGUGAAGAAAUACAGUUAGAGUCUGUCGUCUCGACCCAGAGAGAAUUGAGAUAUGUGGACUUCAUAGCACCGGAUUUUACGAGAUCAGGGCGUUCGCACAACGAGCCAGGACGAAGACGCUACGUUGUCAUCUUCGAUUAUUUCGAUGGAGGAAGCCCGAACCUCACCUACUUGGAGUACGAUGGCAACGAGCGAGCUUUGGGUCGGUUGAAUUGGAUAGCCCUGAACAACAGCGACGAGGAUUACGAAGUGAAACUGCUGAACUUCGACUCUCCAUUGCCAGAGGCGGUGGUCCAAGAUCUUAUGGUGCUCACCGACGAAGAAUUGCGGACUGCUUUGACUGCGCACGUCUCCCCUCCCAAGGCCGAUGGCUGGGUGGACUGCGAUCAGUGGCAUGUUCUCGAGCUUCUGCACAGCAAAUUGGACGGGCAAGUUGCCAUUCUUCCUGCGGAUCCACCUGAUAACUUCCCUCCUGAAUGGCAAAAUUAUGCCUGCCACUUAUUCAGCUUCUUCUUGAAGGACUACACGAGACCGUGGCAAUGAGCUGAAGCUGGGUGGAGACAGGUGGCCCAGAGCAUGUUCAUUUGCACAUGGUGGUAGUACCCACAGAACUCGCCACGUUGCUUUUCCAUCAGCGUCCACUUAUGGCCUUGAAGAGCUCGUCACUUUAUCCAAUGGCAGAAUGUGCCAUGCUGUGAACGUUGUUUGUGUAGGCCGAAGUUUUUAUUACUAGCUCAUUUUUAUGAGCACAUAACAAAGUUCUCUGACUUAUUUUGGGGUAAUUGCGCUUUAAAAAUUAAACUCCCCUUCGACGGAGGUAACGAACGAAAAGGCAGAGGAAGAGAUCGCUCAUGUUACUAUAUGAAAGCUAUGAAUAAUUAUCGACAGCAGUGCACAGAGGAGGUUAAAACAUGCCGAUUGCGGACACGAAGAUAAGGGCCAAAAGGAAAGGAGAGAGCUGGUCUCACUUGUCAGAAAUCGCCCAAUUUGCGCCUCCUCACGUCAAUGCCAGUAUGCAAGUCGGUGAGAAAUAGCUUUGUUUGACAACAACGAUCCCUUCGCGGGUAUUUGGCAAAAGUUUCUCCUUUGAAGUUCAGAUACAUAUAAGUUACACAACAAGGUUCCUCUCGGAUCCAUUCCUUGGAUUAACUUGGUCCAGAGCAUAGCUGGUCGUUAUUGCUCUCUCAGGUGAUCUCUGCUAGUUUUCAUUUGCGAAACUUCCAUACG
Messenger RNA from Marchantia polymorpha subsp. ruderalis, 1704 nucleotides. The record is from the annotation of a GenBank genome assembly. NCBI's taxonomy places the organism in Eukaryota, Viridiplantae, Streptophyta, Marchantiopsida, Marchantiales, Marchantiaceae.